UUCAUGAAAAGCGUGACGUGAGCAGGUCCUCAGCGACACCGAGGCGAUUCACGCCGCCCACCCACUCACAGCCCAGGUGCUGCAGGAGUCACAGGGAUGCCUGUCUGCUUCCCCUCUCUGUCCCUUUCUUGCCGCUUCUUCCUCGUGUCUUCAUAGUUUUCAGCCAUCCUCUCCGGGGCUUUCUAUAACAGCCCUCCAUCCCUGCCUCAGAGCGGAGACAGGACCAUGAAUCUGAGCCACGUCGGCUGUGAUUUUCAGCAUCCAGAGCUACCAGUGCGUUACGACGCAUCUCUCCCCCUGUAACUGGGCAGCCCAUUCACAUGCACGACACCAUGGGCAGCUCCCCAGAGGUGCUUUCUUGGACUUCCUGCCCCAGUCUGUUGGUGGGGAAGCUGAAGGAGGAACUUAAACUCACUGUGGUCGGGGACGCCAUGAAGAAAUCCAACUCUCCCAACGCCCAGCCCCAGCCUCCUCAGGCCCUGCCUGCUCCUUUACCUCCUCAGAUCAUCACGGACCUCGCCCCGCCGAUGAACCUACCCGUUCCCCUGCAGCCGCCUGGCCAGGAUGAGGACUCUGUGUUGGGGGGCAUCAGCCCCGGAAACACGGCCCUGAGCGUGGACUCGACAAGGAGCGAAGGCGGCCACUUCGACAACAGUGUGCUCCAGCUGCAGGAGCAGGAGCAGGAGGAAGCGGGCUCACCGGCUUCCUGUGACCACGGUGGGUGUGGGAGCGGCAUGGACGAGCAGCUGGUGGAGGGGGAAUGUCCCGUGGACCACAGCGGAGAGGGGAGGCCAAGCCACCCUCGGCACCCUGACGACAUCAAGCUGCACUUCCAAAGAGCCGGGCCCGGGUCGGGAGGCUUCCUGGAGGGGCUGUUCGGCUGCCUGCGGCCUGUCUGGAACAUCAUUGGGAAAACGUACUCCACCGAAUACAAGCUGCAGCAGCAAGACAUGUGGGAGGUCCCGUUUGAGGAGAUUUCGGAGCUGCAGUGGCUGGGAAGUGGCGCGCAGGGAGCCGUCUUCCUGGGCAAGUUUCGCUCCGAGGAGGUGGCCAUCAAGAAGGUGCGGGAGCAGAAAGAGACGGACAUUAAGCACCUGCGAAAGCUUAAGCACCCCAACAUCAUCAGCUUCAAAGGGGUGUGCACUCAGGCGCCCUGUUACUGCAUCAUCAUGGAGUACUGCGCCCAGGGUCAGCUGUAUGAGGUGCUGAGGGCCGGGAGGAAGGUGACCCCCAGGCUGCUGGUGGACUGGGCUACAGGCAUCGCCGGUGGCAUGAACUACCUACACCUGCACAAGAUCAUCCACAGAGACCUCAAGUCUCCCAAUGUUUUGGUCACCCACAACGACACUGUGAAAAUCUCUGACUUUGGAACGUCCAAAGAGCUCAGCGACAAAAGUACAAAGAUGUCUUUUGCGGGCACGGUGGCGUGGAUGGCCCCCGAAGUCAUAAGAAACGAGCCUGUUUCUGAAAAAGUAGACAUCUGGUCAUUUGGAGUCGUAUUAUGGGAACUGCUCACAGGGGAAAUUCCCUACAAAGAUGUGGACUCGUCCGCCAUCAUUUGGGGCGUUGGCAGCAACAGCCUGCACCUCCCUGUCCCUUCCACCUGCCCGGACGGAUUCAAAAUCCUCAUGAAGCAAACAUGGCAAGGCAAGCCCAGGAACAGGCCUUCAUUUCGGCAGAUCCUCCUUCAUCUCGACAUUGCCUCUUCCGACGUUUUAGGCACUCCUCAGGAGACCUACUUCAAAUCUCAGGCAGAGUGGAGGGAGGAGGUGAAGAAGCAUUUUGAGAAGAUCAAGAGCGAAGGCACGUGCAUCCACAGGCUGGACGAGGAGCUGAUCCGUCGCAGGAGGGAUGAACUCAGGCAUGCUCUGGACAUCCGGGAGCACUAUGAGAGAAAGCUGGAGAGAGCCAACAACCUCUACAUGGAGCUCAGCGCCAUCAUGCUGCAGCUGGAGGUCCGAGAGAAGGAACUUAUGAAGAGAGAACAGGCCGUGGAGAAGAAAUACCCGGGCAGCUACAAACGUCACCUGGUCCGGCCCAUCGUCAGGUCCAACGCUGUCGAGAAGCUCAUCAAGAAAAAGGGAAGCAUCUCUCACAAACCUGGAAUGCCGCCCACUAAAAGGCCGGACCUGCUGCGCUCCGACGGCAUUCCCAGCGUUGACCCUCUGCCCUCACCCUCGCCCCUGUCGGCCAGCCCCAAAGUCUCCACGCCCCCCGGUAAAACCCGCUACAGGAGCAAGCCUCGCCACCGCCGCGCCAACAGCAAGGGAAGCCACAGCGACUUCCCCGGCGCCUUGAAGCCUGUCGCCGGAGCCUCAGAGGACACCCAGUCUCUGCAGGAGCAUCCGUUCCACCAUCAGCACCUCCAUCACCACCACCACCACCACCACCCUCCCGCCGAGGGCCAGUUCCUUCCUCUGAAAGGCCGCGAGGAGGCCGUCGUCAACUGUGCCAACAAUCUGCGCUACUUUGGCCCCGCCGCCGCCCUCCGCAGCCCCCAGACCGACCACCUGCAGCGCCGCGUCUCUGACUCCAGCCCUGACCUCAUCUCCACUGCUGUGGACGCAGACACGCGGCAGCGGACCUCGUCCGCCCGCUCCAACCCCAUGCCAGGUGCCGGGGCGGGUUUAUUGUGUCCCUGCUGCCAGGCUCACCCUCUGCCCGGCUGCUUGCACUGUCAGGAGACCCCUCCCACCCUAAGCCAACCAGAAUUACCGCACUACUCAAUGCUCUGCACCCAAGAAAGCAACCAGCCUUCUCUGGGGCCGCCGAGUAAAGAGGCGGCCACACAUGGAGAGGACGCUGGCAACGCCGCUCUGCAGAAGCAGGACCUGACCCAGUCCAAACACCCGCUGCCCUCCGCACUGCCCCGCACCCUCAGACCACUCAGAAAGGGAGGUGAUGAGUCAUCUGAAGAGGAGGAGGGAGAGGUGGACAGUGAAGUGGACUGCCCACGGCGGCCAAGACCCCACCGCGGCAUGGGCAGCUUCCAGUCCUACUCCACCCUCAGCUCGGAGAACCUGUCGGUGUCUGACGGCGAGGAGGGGAACACGAGCGACCACUCGCACAGCGGACCCCUGGAGAAGCUGAGCGCCAGCCAGGAGGAGCACCUGGACGAGCUGCUGUCGCACACGCCGGACAUCCCCAUCGACAUCUCCACCCAGUCCGACGGCCUCUCCGACAAGGAGUGCGCCGUGCGCCGGGUGAAGACACAGAUCUCGCUGGGGAAGCUGUGCUCGGACGAACACAGCUAUGAGAAUCCGCUGCAGUUCGGGGACUCGGACUGUGAUACGUCGGAGGCAGAGUGCUCCGACACCACCAUCAGAAACAACAAAGUCGGCGCUCCAUCCUCGUGGUGAAACUCUCCGCAGGGGUUCGGGAUCCGUUUAGUUUUCGUUUAAUUUAUUUGUUUCGCCUGGUGGCCACCGUGUCCGGAUUAGAGGGCUCCACAGAAAACAGCAAUAAGAGGACAACAUGGUGAACAAAACUCUCCCUAUAGCAAAGUCCCCAGCCUCAUCCAAUGCGUCAUCCGCCCCCAACGCCUCCCCUCAUCUAGCACUGCAUCCAGGCAAACCCAUGGCAGGGAUUCCCUUUUGACUGAUAAUGUACAGCUCUUAAUUUAUUUUUGUCUUGCGUUUUGAAGAGGAAAUCAGGAUUCUGCGAUGCGAACAGAGGAAAUAAAAAAAACUGCCGCUUUGAAACGGAGCGCGUGUGUCUUAGUGAGAAACUGUGACUAGACGGAGGAGCAGAGGACAGGAGCGCGGAUGCGUCUGAGCGUCGCUACAGGCCUUCAUCUCUCUGCAGUUGCUCUGAGCAUCUCCGUGUCGGUGAUCCCUUAAAAAAAAUAAAAAAUAAAGUAAAACAAGCAAUCUCUCCGUUGUGAGUUUACAGCGCAGCGACCCGGUAAUCACGCAUCCUUUCACUCUCCUCUGGUCGCGACUGUGGCCGACACGGCAAACAAUGAGCUCAUGGAAACAGUGUCAACACCAGCAUGAACAAACCGCCUUGCAAACUGCAAGUGGAACCCCCCCCCCCCCUCUCUCUCUCUCUAGAAACAACCUCGAUACAUGUCUCAUCAUCAGGAUCCCCGAAACGCUAUCAGCGCAUGCUCGCAAGAUGCAAAAAGUCUUACAAGGACUGCAUGAAGCAGAUGAUCAGGAAGCAAGAGGGUACGACUCCCGCGAGAGCUAAAAGCAACCAAAACGAGGGACGCUCUCGUCCUCUUCUCUGAGACACGUCGUCAGCAAUCAGGCGCCACGACGGGAGCUUUUGCAGGAAGGCGUGCGUUUGGUUCGCGUCCGCCUCCACAUCCUCAACCAUCAGACAUUGCAGUUUCAAGUCUCAUCUCAGGAUCGCUCGAGGACUGUGAAACUGGAUCGGACCAAACUAUCUUGUGAAAGAAUGUUCUUCGACCGGCUCAUGGUAAUAAAAAAGGACCGUGCGGGCGUUUUUAAAAAAAAGCAAAAGGAGCUCUUUACAGAAAAGCCUUCAUGUUCAACCCUUUAGUGCUGUAGCUGUUUGUUUUUAUCUGCAAUUAAAUGCAGUAUCUCUUUUUUUUUCUUUUUUUUUUUCUUUUUUUUUCCUGAAACGUAGCAGAGCAUCACGUGCACCAUUUUAUUGCAGGGUAAUUUAUUUAGUCUCAUCCAUACAGGUGUGUCUCUAUAAAUAAGAAUAUAA
This is a messenger RNA of Fundulus heteroclitus (mummichog), 4677 nucleotides long. RefSeq names its product mitogen-activated protein kinase kinase kinase 13 (gene map3k13). Bases 321 to 3359 code for a protein of 1012 amino acids. Gene Ontology annotation, biological process: protein autophosphorylation; JNK cascade. Gene Ontology annotation, molecular function: ATP binding; JUN kinase kinase kinase activity. The transcript has 14 exons. NCBI's taxonomy places the organism in Eukaryota, Metazoa, Chordata, Actinopteri, Cyprinodontiformes, Fundulidae. The record is from RefSeq and is a predicted model, not a curated record.